This is a messenger RNA of Synchytrium microbalum, 1401 nucleotides long. RefSeq lists its product as uncharacterized. Gene Ontology annotation, biological process: positive regulation of ubiquitin protein ligase activity; positive regulation of anaphase-promoting complex-dependent catabolic process; anaphase-promoting complex-dependent catabolic process. Gene Ontology annotation, molecular function: protein binding; anaphase-promoting complex binding; ubiquitin ligase activator activity. Lineage: Eukaryota; Fungi; Chytridiomycota; Chytridiomycetes; Synchytriales; Synchytriaceae. The record is from RefSeq and is a predicted model, not a curated record. Bases 1 to 1401 code for a protein of 466 amino acids. Gene Ontology annotation, cellular component: anaphase-promoting complex. The transcript has 5 exons.
AUGGAGCAUACUGAGCAUCCAAAGAGACAUGAGGACUUCUCGUCACCUGCGACGCCCAGGAAGAAGAGAAUUCGCUACGAGGGAACGCCAGAUGACAGGUUUAUACCUGAUAGAGCUUUUGGUGAGGAUUUGGGCGCCAAGUAUGAACUGUACAAGGCACCAUCCACUCCUAGUCGUGGAAGCAAGAGGAAACCAGAAGACUCGCCAGAAGAUGUAUACGACAACUUGCUGAGGGCUUCCCUGUUUCCUGGAUCGACGACUCCAACUCGCUCAACACCAACCACACUAUUACGGUUUUCAUCACCACGGAACAACGGUCUAUACUCCAAUAUACCACUACUACCUGAUUCAACUAUAUCAGACAAAUAUACUGCCACCCCGUCAAUGUCUAUGGAAGUACAACGGAUAUUGACAACUCCACGUAAACCACCACGACUAGUAGCAAAGACACCGUAUAAAGUACUAGAUGCUCCCGAACUGCAAGACGACUUUUAUUUGAACCUGGUGGACUGGUCAUCCACCAACAUACUAGGUGUAGGACUCGGCACUUGCGUGUAUCUGUGGAAUUCAUCAACAUCCAAAGUCACCAAACUAUGUGACUUGGGACCAUCUGAUACAGUCACAUCUGUAGCAUGGUCUCCCAAAGGUACAUCUAUAGCUGUUGGUACGAAUAGAGGCCUAGUCCAACUAUGGGAUGCUUCUCGAUGCAAAAAAAUCCACGAAUCGACGCGUCAUCACAAUCGAGUGGGAACAAUGGCUUGGAGAGGUGCUAGUCUCACAUCCGGUGGUCGUGAUCGCUGUAUAUACCAUUUCGAUACUCGAGAUACAGCCAGAACUGCCACCACCAUGAAUGCUCAUAAACAGGAAGUCUGUGGCCUGAAAUGGAAUUACGAAGAUACACAGCUGGCUAGUGGUGGAAACGACAAUAAGCUCAUGAUCUGGGAUUGUCGAUCUACUACGCCAUUACAUAAAUUCUCGGAACAUAUCGCUGCUGUCAAGGCUAUUGCGUGGUCUCCUCAUCAACACGGACUACUUGCAUCAGGCGGUGGAACAGCAGAUCGAAAAAUACGCUUCCAGAGCACACUCAACUUCACAUCGCUCAAUUCAAUCGAUACUGGCUCCCAAGUUUGUAACCUGGCUUGGUCGAAAAACUCGAACGAAAUCGUCUCAACACAUGGCUACUCACAGCAUCAAGUCGUCAUAUGGAAGUAUCCAACGAUGACACCUGUAGCAACAUUAACUGGACACACAUAUCGAGUCUUGUAUUUGGCCACAUCGCCGGACGGCCAGAAUAUAGUAACAGGUGCUGGUGACGAGACUUUGAGAUUCUGGAAUGUAUUUGGGAAGAGUAGGCCUAAAGAGAUACCUGCAAGCCCAUUUACACAAUCUGUGCCACGAUAA